AUGGCUUCUAGCACGUCCUGGAGACCAGGAUUGUUUGACAACAAGGUCGUAUUCUGCACCGGCGGAUCCGGAAGCAUCUGCUCCGGCCAAGUCAGAGCGCUGGUCGCUCUGGGCGCCAACGCCUGCAUCGUUGGACGGAACGGUGAAAAGGCGACAGCGGUGGCGGCUGAGAUUGCGCUCGUGCGACCUGGAAGCACCGUGCUGGGUCUGGGAGGUGUGGAUGUGAGGAAUCACGACAGUGUCAAGGGAGCGGUCCACACUUGUGUGCGGCGUCUGGGAGGGAUUGAUUUUGUCAUAGCUGGAGCAGCAGGCAAUUUCAUCUCAACCAUCGACGAUCUCUCGGUGAAUGCGUUCAAAGCAGUGGUCGACAUCGACCUGGUGGGCUCGUUCAUCACGGCGAAGUUGACGCUGCCACAUCUCGCUGCCUCUGCGGAACGAGCCAAGGCCAGCAAAGAUUCAGGCUCACCAAGCCUGACUGGAGGCCGGAUCAUCUUCGUCAGCUCGACAAACUACCACGCGGCCCGAAUCGCCCAAGCGCACGUCUGCGCAGCCAAGGCCGGCGUCAACGCCCUCUCAGACUGCAUCUCCCUCGAAUACGGUCCCAGGGGAGUCACCUCAAACGUGAUCGCGCCUGGCCUGAUCGACGACACCGAAGGCGCCAAACGCCUGACAGAUCCUGCCCUCAGGGACGAACUCGUCAGAAGUGUCCCCGUCCAGCGGCUGGGCAACAUCAAGGACAUUGCCGACGCCACGGUCUUCUUGUUCGCCGAUACGGGGAGCUUUGUCAAUGGUUCAACGAUAGAUGUUGAUGGCGGGGCCUGGCGUAUCAGGGCUGCGGGUGCUGGGCCGAGUUAUCCAGCCUUGCCAUCGCGGGAGAGAGGUGGGCAGCAAGGAGCAACGUCGAAGAUGUAG
Molecule: messenger RNA, 912 nt
Organism: Fonsecaea pedrosoi CBS 271.37
Lineage: Eukaryota; Fungi; Ascomycota; Eurotiomycetes; Chaetothyriales; Herpotrichiellaceae
Exons: 4
Coding region: 1-912 (303 amino acids)
Biological process (GO): fatty acid catabolic process
Molecular function (GO): 2,4-dienoyl-CoA reductase (NADPH) activity
Source: RefSeq, a predicted model, not a curated record